UACUGCUGGUUCUGCACUGGAAACACGGGGCAGGGAGUCCCCUUCCCAUCACCCCUGUGAACGCCACCUGUGCCACACGCCACCCGUGUCACGGCAACCUCAUGAACCAGAUCAAGAAUCAACUGACACAGCUCAAUGGCAGUGCCAACGCGCUCUUCAUUUCCUACUACACAGCUCAAGGGGAGCCGUUUCCCAACAACGUGGACAAGCUGUGUGGGCCCAACAUGACAGAUUUCCCGCCUUUCCACGCCAACGGGACAGAGAAGACCAAGUUGGUGGAGCUGUAUCGGAUGGUCGCGUACCUGAGUGCCUCCCUGGGUAACAUCACCCGGGACCAGAAGAUCCUGAACCCGGGUGCCCUGAGCCUCCACGGCAAGCUCAACACUACUGUCGACAUCAUGCGUGGGCUCCUCAGCAACGUCCUCUGUCGAUUGUGCAACAAGUACCGCGUGGGCCACGUGGACGUGACCUACGGCCCUGACACCUCCAGCAAAGAUGUCUUCCAAAAGAAAAAGUUGGGCUGCCAGCUCCUGGGGACAUACAAGCAAGUCAUUAAUGUGGUGGCCCAGGCCUUCUAGACAGGGAGGUCUUGAGGAUGCCAUGGACUAAAGGAUUUCAG
Molecule: messenger RNA, 619 nt
Organism: Peromyscus californicus insignis
Lineage: Eukaryota; Metazoa; Chordata; Mammalia; Rodentia; Cricetidae
Gene: Lif
Product: LIF interleukin 6 family cytokine
Exons: 2
Coding region: 102-578 (158 amino acids)
Biological process (GO): immune response
Cellular component (GO): extracellular region
Molecular function (GO): leukemia inhibitory factor receptor binding; cytokine activity
Source: RefSeq, a predicted model, not a curated record